Molecule: messenger RNA, 1875 nt
Organism: Andrographis paniculata
Lineage: Eukaryota; Viridiplantae; Streptophyta; Magnoliopsida; Lamiales; Acanthaceae
Product: phosphomevalonate kinase, peroxisomal-like
Exons: 11
Coding region: 129-1655 (508 amino acids)
Biological process (GO): isopentenyl diphosphate biosynthetic process, mevalonate pathway
Cellular component (GO): peroxisome
Molecular function (GO): ATP binding; phosphomevalonate kinase activity
Source: RefSeq, a predicted model, not a curated record
AAAAAAAGGAGCUUGGUUGGACUAGUGAUUGGACUCCGAAGUUGUCGUCUCCAUCUUGACUCCUCAGCUAGCGUAAGUGAGCUGUGAACGAAAAACGAAGGUCAUUGGGAUUGAUAAUUGGAACAGCAAUGGCCGUGGUUGCUUCUGCUCCUGGGAAGGUUUUGAUGACAGGUGGAUACCUAAUUUUGGACAGGCCUAAUGCUGGGAUUGUGCUGAGUACAAAUGCUCGAUUUUAUGCUAUUGUGAAACCACUUUAUGAGGAAGUUAAACCUGAAAGUUGGGCAUGGGCAUGGACGGAUGUAAAAUUGACAUCUCCUCAGAUGGGAAGGGAAACUAUGUAUAAACUGUCGCUUAAGCAUAUUCUGCUUCAGCCCAUCUCUGGAAGUGACUCGAGGAACCCAUUUGUAGAAAAUGCUCUGCAGUAUGUAAUUGCAGCAGCUUAUGCCACGUUUGAUCAAGAGAAGAAGGUUGAGUUACGGAAGCUUUUGUUGUUAGGUCUCGACAUUACAAUAUUAGGUUGCAAUGAAUUUUAUUCGUAUAGAAAUCAGAUUGAAGCACGAGGACUUCCCUUGACGCCUGAAUCAUUGGCUUCCCUUCCACCUUUUACUUCCAUUACUUUCAAUGCAGAAGAGUCGUCUGGCCAAAAUUGCAAGCCGGAGGUUGCGAAAACUGGACUGGGCUCAUCAGCAGCCAUGACUACAGCUGUUGUAGCUGCUUUACUUCAUUACCUUGGAGUAGUUAAUGUACCCUCUUCCAAUCAUCAUCGUCAAGGAAAUGAAUGUGCUAGGGAACUGGAUGUUGUUCAUAUCAUAGCCCAAACUGCUCACUGCAUUGCACAGGGUAAAGUAGGCAGCGGUUUUGAUGUUAGUUCUGCUGUUUACGGUAGCCAGAGAUAUGUUAGAUUUUCUCCGGGAGUACUUUCUGCUGCCCAGGGCGCUGGUCGACUAUUGCCUAUAGAGGAGACCAUAGGCGGUGUGCUAACGGCGAAUUGGGAUCAUGAAAGGACUAGCUUUUCAUUACCUCCAAUGAUGACUCUAUUACUCGGAGAACCAGGGACAGGUGGCUCAUCGACACCGUCAAUGGUUGGUGCAGUGAAAAAGUGGCAAAAGGAUGACCCUCAAAACUCUGGGGAAACAUGGAAGAAGUUGUCACAAGCAAACUCGGCGCUCGAGUCUUACCUCAAAACCUUAAGCAAUUUGGCGAAGAGUAACUACAAUGCGUAUAUAAGGGCCAUCGAUACCUGCAGCAAACUAACAUCAGAUAAGUGGAGGGAAGGAACCGGCGAACCAAACCAGACUGAAAUAGGUUCGGCGCUAUUAGGAGCCAGAGAUGCCAUGCUCGAAAUCAGACGUAACAUGCAGAAGAUGGGGGAAGCUGCCGGUAUUCCUAUCGAACCUGAGUCGCAAACUCAACUGCUGGAUGCCACAAUGGCCACCGAAGGAGUCCUCUUGGCCGGGGUUCCUGGUGCAGGCGGAUUUGAUGCUGUCUUCGCCAUUUCUUUGGGUGAUGCAAGCAGCCAUUUAAUUAAACUUUGGAGAGCACGAAACGUUCUCGCGUUGCUUGUGAGAGAAGAUCCUCGCGGGGUUUGCUUAGAGACCAGUGAUCCGCGGGCAACAGAAAUCACAGGUGCUGUUUCUUCGAUUCACAUUCAUUGAAGGUUGAGGUACAGAACUUUUAUCCUCCCACAUUCGAAUAUUUGUUGUAAUCUUGACAAAUAAACACAUACUCACCAAUAAUCUUUACAAGAGCAGCUUCCAUCUCUGAAAUGGUGGAAGAUGUUCCUAUCACGAACGACGAUUUCUCGUUCGUAAAUCACCGAUAUGAGUUUUGUAUACUUAUGACAAUCACUGCACAUCCUAACAUUCCUUGCUAUUC